AUCUGAGUUUGACGUUUAAUUGUAGUUUAUUUAGUAGACGAUUGCUAAAUAUUUGUAUAUCAAUUUGUUUUGAAAAUUUUAUUCAUUUCCUUUUAAUUUGCGUAAAGAUAAUAUGCGUUUUUCAAAAUUCUGUUGACAUUUUUUUAGGUUGAUACUUCUGUAAAGUAUACAGUGCCGUCUUCAAAAAUUAAAUAGCGUCAAAUUUGAUUCUUCUAAAAGUUUAUUUAUAUUUAUUGGUCCAUUAUACUUAAUACAUGAUUCAUGUAAUAUUCAGUAGCUAGGUUUAUUCUCAUUUUUUCGAGGAUGUUCAGAUAAUAUUUUACGUUUUACAUUCUGUUUGAAGCUGUGUGUGUAAUAGUAUGAAUAUACAAUACUAUAAAAAUGAAAGUGUUUGUACUUAUUUUUUAAUAUCUUGUGCUUAUAGAUUAGUGUCUAUUGGAAUAGAUUUUUGAAAAACCGAACUUUUUUAUUUAAUUAGUUUAUUCUCCAGACUCCACUUUUUUAUAUAAAUUGUUAAUCGAUCCGGAUCUGCAUUGUGAAUUGUAACAGCAAAGUGAAGUUUGUCAAAAAUGGCAAAGUAAUGUGAAUUGAUUUCAAGAAGAUUUCCAUAUGUAAAGGUUAUCUAUAGAAGAAGUAUUUGAAAGAUGAAUGUCUGUUGAUAUAUAUAAACAUUUUAGUUUAAUUGAAAGGUUAAAAUGUCAAAAUAAGAAUGUUUGUAUAAUUUAUUAAUUAUGACAGAUGGAGAUAAAUUAUUUGAAAAUAAAAUUGGAGAUGCUUGGGAUAAUUUUCACAAUUGGUUAUAUUGCAUAUGUGUUGUAACAUUUGAUCUGGAACUAGGACAAGCUCUCGAGAGUAUCUAUCCCAAACAUAUUAACCUUACAAAACAAGAAAUCUCAAAUGUAUGCUAUUUGGCAUUUCCCGAUUCCAAUUCUGGGUGUAUGGGAGAUACUAAUUUUAUUAUAAGACUUCAGAAUAAUCAAGGUUCAAAAAACCUUAGUAAUGAGCACCACAACUACAAUUCCAAGUGCCCUACUGCGUUGCAGGUAGAUGCCUCCUUCUAUUGGGGAUAUGUAUAUUUUCGACAAGUCAAGGAUAUUACUUUGCCAAGGGGAUAUUUUCAAAAAAGUGUUGUAAUUCUUUCUUUUUUUCCAUUCAACAACCUAUUCAGUAAAAUUUGUAGCUACAUUGCUCCUGAAUAUUUUGAAAAUGGAGAUAUUACUCUAGAAGCUGUAUGUUAUAAUAUUGAAAGAUGGCCGCCUCCACGACCUGGCUCUACAUUGAAUUUACCAUUGCUUGGCUCUGUUUUCCAGACAUAUAUUCCUUUGUCCACAUCAGCAAAUUCCACAUUGCCUUUACUCAGUGAACCUGGUGAUAAUCAAAUACAAACUAAUGUUGAAGAUUUGAAUUUAUUCGAGAUUCUUCAGCCAGUUUUAUCACAUAUCCAUCUAUUGUGGGAAUUGGUUAUUGUUUCUGAACCCAUAGUGGUAAUGGCAUCAUCUCCAACUCAUUGUUCUUCAAUGGUAUUGGCAUUAACAAGACUCAUCAGUCCCUUACAAUACUGUGGUGACUACCGCCCAUAUUUUACGAUACAUGACAGUGAAUUUAAACAAUUUACAAAUAAAAGUCAGGGACCACCCCCUGUUAUUCUUGGAGUUACUAAUCCGUUUUUUGGAAAAACGUUACAUCAUUGGCCACAUACAAUAAGACUUAGUGACGAUUUGGGACAAGCUCAGAAAUACAAACUUAAGAAAACAGCUCCAACAAAAAUGAUUGAUACUAGUCCUGGUGUGUUCACAGCUUACAAACCUUUAUUACAAAAAGAUAAAAACUUCAUCAAAAAAUUAUUAAGUGGAAUUAGCUCAAAACGGCCAUUUGAGGUGCAAUCUGCUCUGUUGAGGAGACAUUUAUUAGAACUAACUCAGAGUUUUAUGAUUCCUUUGGAGAGGUAUAUUGCUAGUCUCAUGCCACUCCAGAAGAGUAUUCAUGCAUUUAAAGCACCGCCAUCACCUUUACCUUUCAACCCAGACUCAUUUUUUGCAACUUUGGAAACCGCUGGACCUCAGUUAACUUUAAAUAAUACAGGAAUUAAAGGAGAUUGGGUGGCAUUAUACAAGAAAUUCUUCAGAUCUCCGAAUUUCACAGCCUGGUUCAAUGCUAGGUACAGUGAUUUAACUUUGAAAUUACAAGCUCUCCAGACUGAGGCCUUGUCAAAUGCUGAUUUGAAGUUGUGGGCUCAAGGUCGACCGGAAGUAGAAAUAGUAGACAUGGUCCUGAGAAUCCAAAAUAAUAUUAAAAAAUGUGAUCAACAUGUAAUACCUGUGAGUUUAGCCAUCAAAGAAAAACUCAAUCAUCGUUUAAAUGAGAUUGUAUCAGGACUUCCCGACGACUUGAAAAAUAUUCUACAUAUUUCAUGAUAUAUGCUGAAAAAAUCGAAACAAAUUUAUUUGUACUAUUGUAGCAAAUUUUAUACGUUAUACAAGGUUGUGACGUAAUUGUUUCAUGUUAUGUCUUGAUUGCAAUAAUUUCUUAGUUACCUACAAUCUUUCAAAUAUUUAUACAGAUAAAAAUAUAUUUUUGUUACACUUGAAAGUACAGUUAGAUAUUUAAUUUUAUGAAUAAAUAUACAAGAAAAGUCAUCAGCAAAAACCUGUGUAGCGAAUAUGCAGGAAAAUAUUAGAAUAUUAGAAUGAGGGUAUGAAAGUUUAUGUACUUAUGAAAUGUACAGUAUUUCAAACCAAUCUGAUAACUAUUUUUUUUAUAAACUUUGAACUAUCUAGAAUUGUUAGCGCCCCCACGAAUAUAAUUUACAAUUUUUACAAUGAUAUGAUAAAACUUGAGGAACAACUUGUUUAACUAUUGUUUGAAAUCCCGAACGAAUACCCAUCAAGGAGCACCGUCUGUGCAGAUACCAACUAGCUUUGACCAAUCAAUUCCGUUUUCUUCAAUAAAACGUUUCAAAGUUAAAAAUACAUCUUCGCCGCGAAUAAUGAUCAAAGUAUUCCCAUUUUAUAUUAUCGUCUUUUAUGCAACGUGUAAAUAGCAACAAUUGCGAGCACGAAGCUACAUCAGUCGAAUCGUUUAAUUGCGGCGUUAACAUAAGACUUUUUUUAAUAUCAGAAAUUACAGUUUGUCACUACUCAUCUCUGCAAUACGACUUGGAACUGUUGUAUUGAAGUGUGAAAUCUGCUUUAUCUUGGCCAUAUGUUGUUCGCCAAUUACAAGAGAUACUGCAUCAUAUAAGCAGAUAGUGAGAUCCUCUCCUAUGGUAUGAGAUUUUUUGUUCACAGCAAAGCGAUAAGAAAUAACACUAAACUUAUUUCAUGUUAUCACAUCAAAAUCCACAAUAACAAAGAAAUACUUAUCAAAAAACUAAAUUACAAUAUUAAUGUUUAUUUUUUAAGAGGCCUCCUUGCAUAAAACAAUAAAACAAAUGAAAUCACUUCACUAAUUCAACGAUACAAUUCAAAUGCGCACGUUGUCUGGCUGAUAGCGGGCGGCAAGGAAAGGAGGUGCUCACUCGCACGAGCGGCGAUGGCAGCGCGUAGUUGGCGCUCAGACUUGUCAUUCUAAAAUUCGACGUUUGUGACAACAACCGACUCAUUGUUACCCUUCCGAAAUACAAGUUUUACCACCGCGGUGGUAAUUACCCCCCGGUUAGGAAUCAAUGGUCUAGACCCUAUAAGAUAUCGGUUAGAGUAUUCCAACGGAAACCAUUGUAUUAGUAAAGAUAUUUUCAAAUAUUUUGGAACCGAAUAAUGUUAGUUUUUCAUAUAGUUUCAGUUUUAUUCCUUAAAAAUUAUAUAUUUAAAAUAUGUUUUUUCUUUCUGUAUUUCUAAAUCAAAAGUAUAUAUAGCAUAAUAUUAACAGAUUUAAGUUAAUGCUUUCAAUCCACAAGUUCAAAUCUAAGUGGUUUUAUGGCUUCAUGGCAAUACCAAAGAUCUACUGAAAACACUGUUUAGUACCGCUCCAAUUACACUGUACUAUGCGUGUUUCGAUAAUUUCGAUUAUCGUUUUCAGAUAAUCGAGGUAGAUUGUUUAGGAAGUCGUUUUGAUCUUAUAGCCACACUGCUCCUAUACCUAGAAUAUAUUCUAUAUCUCGUUGUUCUGCUUCCAGUAGACUCGUCCAAAAGGAGUCUAUUCUCCUGAGGUUUGUGUGUCUAACUUGUUAGCCAUCAUCUUAAGGUGAUGUUUGACGUGGUAGUGAACUGUCAGAAGACCGACAAUCAGUUUCAUGUCAUUUCUGCUCAUUACGAGAAGUUUUUCAGACUUCUUAGUUGAUAUGAAUCUUUUAGAUUGUCUUGGUCCUGGAGUGUUUCUCCAGUGAGACUCCAUCUGAUUCUUCAGCCAUCCGUACAGUUAAUUAUUGAUGUGGUGUUUUAUGAGAUCUUGGUAAAGCUCUAGUCCUAGGUAUGGAGUUGUUGCCUCUUUUUUGGCAAGGUCGACUGCUUCCUCAUUACCUAGUAUGUUCUGGUGCCUUGGUAGCCACAUUAGGGUUACUUUGUUUCUGUUAAGUAGUGCUUUUAGAUUUAGUUUACACUUCCACACUAGUUUGGGCGUGCAUUCAGUAUGUUUCAGGACCAGGAGAGAAUGCGAAUGUGCUUUUUAGAGAUGUUUCUAUCCAUUCAUUCCUGAGCACAUUUGUCUAUUGUUAGCAAUUCUACCUGAAAAAUGGUGAGUGGUUCUCCUAGUGGUAGGGGGAGCUUGCAUUUUGGUCCACAAAUGCUCAAUCUAACUCCUUGCGCUAGCUUCGAACCGUCUGUGUAUCAGAGAUAUACAUUUAGAACGUUCGGAAGUUUUUUAUUGACCCAUGAUUGUCUGCAAUUAAUUACCGCUAAAUGUCUUCACUAUAAGGUGAAGGGGAGGCAGGUUUAGUAGUGCAUCUAAGACUGUUGUGGGACAGGUUGACAAUGUCCCUGUAAUACCCAGACAGAUCAUACUUUGAAUCUUGUUCAGAUUUUUCUGAGUUAUUUGUUUAGUUUUUGACCACCAAGCAAGCGGCGCGUAUUUGGUGAAGUGUUUCAUGACUGUUGGUAUAUUUAAUAUACUAUCUUAGACUUUAGUCCCCAUGUCUUGCCAACAAGCUUGCGUCAAGUCCAUUUAGCCGCAGUGACUUUUAACUCUUAUUUAUUUUAAUUCAUCAGGUAUCAAUUUAGUCCCAUUAAAGAUAGAUGCGCUUAUAUUUGCGCACCAAAUUAAACAGUAAUUGGUUUUUGGAAACUGUGUCGUUGUUAUCCACACACAUCUCAUUCAGUAUAAUUAUUGGUGAAGUGAUAUAAAAUAGUGUGUUCAUCAGGGUGUUUCCAAAAAUUUCAACUCAAUUGCAAAUCUUUUUAUACUUCUUGUAUAUUGUUGAAAAGUUGUUUUAUUGUAUUCGAGAGACUAUUACUUUGAACGAUGUUCUAUUCUGUUGAGUCUUCUUCUAUCUUAGUUUCAAAACGAUUGAGUCCAUCAUUCAGAGCAAUAUUUUUAUUGAUAACUUGUGUAUAUGAAAAGUGUCCAUUCCUUUGGUGCUGAUGAACAAUUGAAUCAGACGAAGUAUAUUUCGCUAAAUUUUUUUCAAAUUGAUGAAACUUUUUGAUAAAUACUAUUUUUCAGUACCGUCCAUUCAUUACUUGUUUGGAGAUAUUAAGAUGAAAUUGAUUCUGUAUGUUUCAAUGGAAUAAUUCAGAUGUGCUCAUUCAAUGAAUUAUUUUUAGAUUUAUUACAUUUGAAAGAAAAUACUUUGAACUAAAAUCCGGCUUGCCAAGAUAUUUUUUUACACUGAAAGUUAAUUUUCAAUGUAAUACUAAAUUUGGUUUCAGAAAUGAAUGAACUAUUAUGUUACAGUUUUAUUCCUGUCGAUUGAACAAUUUUUUAUAAGUGUUUAAGCAUGUAUAUAAAUUAAAUAGUUUAUUUUGUAAUAAA
Messenger RNA from Diorhabda carinulata, 5904 nucleotides. Its product is annotated as protein DENND6A. The transcript has 8 exons. Bases 732 to 2414 code for a protein of 560 amino acids. Gene Ontology annotation, cellular component: recycling endosome. Gene Ontology annotation, molecular function: guanyl-nucleotide exchange factor activity. Lineage: Eukaryota; Metazoa; Arthropoda; Insecta; Coleoptera; Chrysomelidae. The record is from RefSeq and is a predicted model, not a curated record.